AUUGAUUGUGCCAAUAUGAUGGAUAGGGCCCCCCCUGAUACUCAGUGGGAUUGGAAAGAGCACAUGAAAUUGCUCCACAUGCGUCAAGAAAUUGAGAAAUUUGUGGAGAGAUUGGAAAACUCCUAUAAGCAGGAGCUAUCUGCAGUGAAAUGUGCAAGCUAUAGAGGAGAGGGUUGAAGAAGUUGCCUCCAUGCACGAUCAUACAUCUGCUAAAGUGGAUGAAUUGGUGGCCCAAGGGGAAACGAUUGACCAUCACAUAUGCCAUCUAUACCAUCUUCAUGAUGAUAUUGAGAAUCGUAGCAGGAGAAAUAAUGAAAGAAUAAGAGGUCUUCCUGAAUCUACUAAAAUGGAGGACUUGAUUCCAACACUCCAAGGCCUAUUCAACACCAUACUUGAGAGACCAGUUUCUGAGUGGAUGGAAAUCGACAGAGCCCAUAGGACUCUGGCUCCCAUCAACCCGGAUCCCUCCAAGCCUAUAGUUGUCAAUUGCCAUCUCCAUUAUUUCUCUGUGAAGGAGGAAAUUAUGCGCAAGGCCCGUACCUUUUCUACUAUUGACUUUGAUGGGGCUACCUUAACAAUCAUGCAAGAUCUCUCAUGUUUCACUUUGGCCCAGAGGAGAGUCCUUAAACCUAUGUUAGAUCUCCUCAGAGCAAACAACCUUCUCUAUACGUGGGGCUUUCCAUUCCAGCUAGUAGUCCGCAAGAACGGUCAAUGUAUUGAGUUGCGGGGUCCAAAGGAUCUGCCAUUGUUCAUCGCAGCGUUGGACCUCCCCAUGAUUCAGCUCCCAGAUUGGUAUAGCUUACCUCCACUGCCUUCUUGAUCCCUCAUGCGGAGACCCAGGAUUCCAGGAGCAACCUACAGCGGCAAAGCAGCACUACCCAACCCACCUGAAACUGUCAGAGGACUUCAGGAAAAGUAUAUUCUGUUUUUUCCAGAUGUCAUAGAAAGUAUUCUACCCAUUAGGCAGAGACACUCGCCUAACAAUAAGAGGGCUCUUUACCUUUCACAGCUCAGCUCCAUGUUUGAUAUAUUUUUUGUCUUUUGGUGUAUCCUUCACCUAAAGUUCUCUGUGAUGCAAUAGUAAUGCAUAUGUUUGCCUUAUUGCCAGUUUGGUGGCUCUGAUUGUAGGGUGGCAACAUCCUGCUUGUUAAUUAUCUAUUUUAUUAUCUAGUUUCUCAGCCUCGGGGUGGCUCCUCUGCUCUGUCGUUGGAAGUCCGUCUUCUACCCAGGGAUUCGUCUUUACCUAGUUAAAGAUGGUGAACUCCACAGAGGAUUUGAAUUGUUUUGCUUUUCUGGGCAGGUUAGAUACUGCACAGUACUAGUGACAUUUCCCUGUCACUAUAUUUGGAGUUUUUACUCUAAUCCCCCUUCCCCCCCUUUAUUUUUUCCUUUAGUGCUGCACAAGUGAUUUCUCAAUCUCUUCUCUAUCUCUUUUAUUCUCUUUUCUAUUCUGUUCCUUUCCUUCCCUGGUCGAUCUUUCCCUAUCCCAUCCUUACAUUUGAGAAUAUGGCUCCAACUAGUGUCAGACUUGCCUUGCUAAAUGUUAGGGGAUU
Molecule: messenger RNA, 1553 nt
Organism: Bufo bufo (common toad)
Lineage: Eukaryota; Metazoa; Chordata; Amphibia; Anura; Bufonidae
Exons: 2
Coding region: 191-820 (209 amino acids)
Biological process (GO): retrotransposition
Cellular component (GO): ribonucleoprotein complex
Molecular function (GO): single-stranded RNA binding
Source: RefSeq, a predicted model, not a curated record